AUGGCUCCCCCAACGUGGACCACAAAAGAGACUCGUCUUGAUGAGAAACUCGGAAGCGAACAGCUGUCUGACACAGCAGUGCACGUCGACCAUGUGGCUGGACCUUCUGAAAUUGCUGGCCACGUUUCCUACGGCCACAGCGGCAUCAGAGGCAUUAUCCAGUCUCCAUAUGUGUUCGGCGCGGCGCUUCUGAUCUCGUUUGGCGGUUUCUCCUGGGGCUACGACCAGGGCGUCAUCUCCAUCAUCAAUGUCAUGCCUCAGUUCCACCAUCGUUUUCCAGAGACGGACCCGUCGACCAAGGGUUCUGGCUUCUACACUGGUUUCAUGACCGGCAUGCUCGAGCUUGGCGCUUUCCUCGGCUGCUUCUUCAUGCCCAAGCUUGCCGACACCAUAUCUAGAAAAUGGGCGUUGACUGUGGUUACGGUCAUCUUCAAUAUCGGGGCCAUCAUUCAGACAGCAGCGCCUAACUACGGCACUCUCGUCGCCGGCAGAACCAUCUGUGGUAUUGGCGUUGGAACCUUAGCAAUGGGUGCCCCUUUGUAUAUCUCAGAGAUUGCUCCUCCGAACCUCCGGGGUGCUUUGUUGGUUUUGGAAUCGGUCUCGGUGGUCCUUGGGAUUGUGGUGGCCUACUGGAUCACGUUCGGGACGCGGCAUAUUGCGGGAGAGGCCUCUUUCCGCGUUCCGUUCGGCCUCCAAAUGAUAUGUGCCACCGUCUUGGGGACAUGCGUCCACUUUCUGCCCUACUCGCCGCGCUGGCUGUCCUUGGUUGGACGGACGGAUGACGCACUCCACAGCCUCGCUCGACUGCGGCGUCUGCCUGCCACAGACGAGCAGGUCCAGGUCGAAUGGCGCGGUAUCAUGGCAGAGGUGGAGUUUCAAAAACUCGUCUUGGAGAAGAAUUACCCAGGGAAACAAGGCUUUACGCUCGAAGCAUUGACAUGGCUUGAGUUAUUCAGCAAGAAGAAUUGGAGGAGGACUGUUGUCGCUUGUGGCGUUGCCUUCUUUCAGCAGUUUUCUGGAAUCAAUGCGUUUAUUUAUUACGCGCCCAUCCUAUUCGCGUCACUGGGCCAGUCGAAUGAGAUGUCAUUGAUCAUCUCUGGCAUACUGAAUGUCUGGCAACUAGUCGCCAUUAUUCUCUGCUUUUUCAUCAUUGACCAUGUGGGAAGACGACCGCUUGCGAUCUUCGGCGGGUUCGGGUCCAUGAUGCCGUACAUUGUCAUGUCAAUCUUGGUGGCCAAAUUCUCUUCUAAUUGGACUGCUCACCCGGCAGCGGCGUGGACGUGCGUCGCCAUGGUUUUUGUCUACAUUCUCACCUAUGGUUCGACUUAUGCUCCCCUCGGGUGGGCGCUACCAGCGGAAGCGUACACCACAGCGACGAGGUCCAAAGGGGUUGCCCUCGCCACCGCUUUCCUAUGGCUGUGCAACUUUGUUGUCGGCGUCUCCGUGCCUCCAAUGGUCCAGAGCGCCGGAUACGGGACUUACGUGUUCUUUGCUGUCAUGUGCUUUCUCGCGGGUCUGUGGGCUUACUUUUUUGUGCCAGAGACGAAGAACAGGAGUUUGGAAGAGUUGGCGGUGGUCUUCAAGGACAAUUCCGUUGCUGAAGAGGAGGCUCUCCUUGCCCAGGCACUCGAGAAUGCUAGGAGGAGCACUGUCCACGUUGUGGAAGGUGAAGGCGAGCAAAGCAGGGUGUGA
Cladophialophora immunda is the source of this 1692-nucleotide messenger RNA. RefSeq lists its product as uncharacterized. The coding region runs from base 1 to 1692 and encodes 563 amino acids. Gene Ontology annotation, biological process: carbohydrate transport; transmembrane transport. Gene Ontology annotation, molecular function: carbohydrate:proton symporter activity. Gene Ontology annotation, cellular component: membrane. The transcript has 4 exons. The record is from RefSeq and is a predicted model, not a curated record. NCBI's taxonomy places the organism in Eukaryota, Fungi, Ascomycota, Eurotiomycetes, Chaetothyriales, Herpotrichiellaceae.